Molecule: messenger RNA, 1335 nt
Organism: Heterostelium album PN500
Lineage: Eukaryota; Evosea; Eumycetozoa; Acytosteliales; Acytosteliaceae
Exons: 7
Coding region: 1-1335 (444 amino acids)
Source: RefSeq, a predicted model, not a curated record
AUGACAUCACUGUCUUUUUAUAUUAAUGAUUUAUUUUCAGAGGAUAUACAUACACUUGAGAAAUCACUAAAAGAUGUCAGAUUACUUUUUCAAGAUGCAGAUUGGAGAAUCAAAGUUAGAAUGAUUGAUGAAAUGAAUAGUUUUCAAGUUUUCUCACGACUCUUUGAUAUACUACAAUUUGGACAAUACUCUUUUCAAUCUAAAUAUGAAAUACUAUCGAUCAUCACAAAUUUAGCAAUUAAAGAACAUGCAAACAUAUCAAGAGAUAUUUUCCUAGCAUAUAAUAUUGCUGAUGUGUUACUUGAACUUUCAACAUUACCAAACUUGGAGUUGGCAACGAAAUCACUGGAAUGCAUGAAUAUUUCAUUUAAGUUUCUAAGAGAUACUACAUUCGAAUCUUAUAAUACAUUAAGCUUUUCAAAUAGUGAAUUCGACAAAAAGAUAAUUGGUCUAAUUAAAAAGGGCAUCAAUCAUACCGAUUAUGUUGGACUUUGUAUCAAGAUAUUAUCAUCAUCGCAUAUAUUUAAUGACCCAGAUAUACCUCCUCACUUUGAAACGAUUCUACCUGUUUUAAUAGGAUGUAUGGAUACAAUAUCAGAUUUCAACAUAGCCGUCGAUAUACUUUUCAUACUUGAAAGGGUUGUACUCACGGCUAACAAUAAACUAUGCAAAUUUUUAUCAACUUUAGAUAUAUCGAAUCGAUUCAUCAAGUUCUUAACACCUAAUCUAUCAACAGGAAUAAUUGAAAAAGUUUUAUAUUCUUUAUAUUAUAUUAAUAAACAGAUUGCAUCGAAAUAUAAAAGUCAUUCAAUAGUUGAUGAGUCAUUGUUAGAGUGUACAAAACCGUUGAUAACUCACAGUAAUGAAAAUAUUAGAAGGAUUGCUAUCUUAGUGAUAGCCAAUGCACCGUUCCACUUGGCUGUCAAAUCUAAUAUUCUAAGAUUGGUACUAAAUCAUUGUAGACAUCUAAUUAUUCAAGAUAAUGAUGAUAUAUUCUCUAUGUUCUCUAUUACAAUGGAAAAGAAUGAAUAUAUAGAUUACAUGGUAGAAAUAGGUAUAAUUGAAUUAUUGUUAGAAAUUUUGGAAUCUGUUGGAAGCGAUGUUAAUGAUAAUCUAGUAAAUACAAUCACUAGCUAUCUAAACUCAGGACAUCUAGUCGUUGUUGAUCUCAUCAUUGCAAGUCGAUUCUACACAAUCAUAACAGAACAUGGUACUAUAACUAAAUUCACAUCACAAAUACAAGAUAGUAAUAUACUAAGUAGAUUAAAGAAUAUCGAUACUAAAAGGAAAUCUGACAACAAUGAUUGUAAUAAUAAAAAGAGACAGAGACUUUAA